CCCCAUUUGUCGUUUUAUGUUUCCCACUCUUUGAGGAAGCAUGGUUGAUUUGGAGAGCGAAGUGCCCCCUCUUCCUCCCAGGUACAGGUUUCGGGAUUUGCUGCUAGGUGACCAAGGAUGGCAAAACGACGACAGGGUACAAGUUGAAUUCUAUAUGAAUGAAAACACAUUUAAAGAAAGACUAAAGUUAUUUUUCAUUAAAAACCAGAGAUCAAGUUUAAGAAUACGUCUGUUCAAUUUUUCACUGAAAUUAUUAAGCUGUUUAUUGUACAUAAUCCGAGUGCUGCUAGAAACCCCUUCACAAGGAAAUGAAUGGUCUCAUAUUUUUUGGGUGAACAGAAGUCUACCUUUAUGGGGCUUACAGGUUUCAGUGGCAUUGAUAAGUCUAUUUGAAACCAUACUACUUGGUUACCUCAGUUAUAAGGGAAACAUCUGGGAACAGAUUUUACGAAUACCCUUCAUCUUGGAAAUAAUUAAUGCGGUUCCAUUCAUUAUCUCAAUAUUCUGGCCUUCUUUGCGCAAUCUCUUUGUGCCAGUCUUUCUGAAUUGCUGGCUGGCGAAGCAUGCCUUGGAAAAUAUGAUCAAUGAUCUACACAGAGCCAUUCAGCGUACACAGUCAGCCAUGUUUAAUCAAGUUUUGAUUCUAAUAUCUACAUUACUGUGUCUUAUCUUCACCUGCAUUUGUGGAAUCCAACAUCUAGAACGGAUAGGAAAGAAGCUGAAUCUCUUUGACUCCCUAUAUUUCUGCAUUGUGACAUUUUCUACUGUGGGAUUUGGGGAUGUCACUCCUGAAACGUGGUCCUCCAAGCUCUUUGUCGUUGCUAUGAUCUGUGUUGCUCUUGUGGUUCUACCCAUACAGUUUGAACAGUUGGCCUAUUUGUGGAUGGAGAGACAAAAGUCAGGUGGGAACUAUAGUCGACAUAGAGCCCAAACUGAAAAGCAUGUUGUUCUGUGUGUCAGCUCACUGAAGAUUGAUUUGCUCAUGGACUUCUUAAAUGAGUUCUAUGCUCAUCCAAGGCUACAGGAUUAUUAUGUGGUGAUUUUGUGUCCGACCGAAAUGGAUGUGCAAGUUCGAAGGGUGCUGCAGAUACCAAUGUGGUCACAACGAGUUAUUUAUCUUCAAGGUUCAGCCCUGAAAGAUCAGGACCUACUGAGAGCAAAGAUGGACGAUGCGGAGGCCUGUUUCAUUCUGAGCAGCCGAUGUGAAGCCGACAGGACAUCAUCUGAUCAUCAAACAAUUUUGAGAGCAUGGGCUGUCAAAGAUUUUGCUCCAAAUUGCCCUUUAUAUGUCCAGAUAUUAAAGCCCGAAAAUAAAUUCCAUAUCAAAUUUGUUGGAGAAAAUAGAGGCCUCGUAGAAAUUUUCAAGGAAGGCCAGCAGUCGCCAGAACAAUGGCAGAAGAUGUAUGGUAGAUGCUCGGGGAAUGAAGUGUACCACAUUGUUUUGGAGGAAAGCUCAUUUUUUGCAGAGUAUGAAGGAAAGAGUUUUACAUAUGCCUCUUUUCAUGCACACAAAAAGUUUGGUGUCUGUUUGAUUGGUGUUAGGAGGGAAGAUAACAAAAACAUUUUGCUGAAUCCAGGUCCUCGAUAUAUUAUGAAUGCUUCAGACAUAUGCUUUUAUAUUAAUAUUACCAAAGAAGAAAAUUCAGCAUUUAAAAACCAAGACCAGAAGAGAAAAAGCAAUGUCUCAAGGUCAUUUUAUCACGGCCCUUCCAGAUUGCCUGUACAUAGUAUAAUUGCCAGUAUGGGCACUGUGGCUAUAGACUUGCAAGACACGAGCUGUAGAUCAGGAAGUGGCCCUACCUUAUCUCUUCCUGCAGAGGGAGGCCGAGAAACCAGAAGACCCAGCAUUGCUCCUGUUUUAGAGGUUGCAGAUACGUCAUCCAUUCAAACAUGUGACCUUCUAAGUGACCAGUCAGAAGAUGAAGCUGCACCAGAUGAAGAAGUAUCCUCCAACUUAGAGUACGCUAAAGGCUACCCCCCUUACUCUCCAUACAUAGGAAGUUCACCCACCUUCUGUCACCUUCUUCAUGAGAAAGUUCCAUUUUGCUGCUUAAGGCUAGACCAGAGUUGCCAGCAUAACUACUAUGAGGAUGCAAAAGCCUAUGGAUUCAAAAAUAAACUAAUUAUAGUUGCAGCUGAAACAGCUGGAAAUGGAUUGUACAAUUUUAUUGUUCCUCUCAGGGCAUAUUAUAGACCAAAGAAAGAACUCAAUCCCAUAGUGCUGCUAUUGGAUAACCCGCCAGAUAUGCAUUUUCUGGAUGCAAUCUGUUGGUUUCCAAUGGUUUACUACCUGGUGGGCUCUAUCGACAACCUAGAUGAUCUCCUCAGGUGCGGAGUGACUUUUGCUGCCAACAUGGUUGUGGUGGAUAAGGAAAGUACCAUGAGUGCCGAGGAAGACUACAUGGCAGAUGCCAAAACAAUUGUUAACGUCCAGACCCUUUUCAGGUUGUUUUCCAGUCUCAGUAUUAUCACAGAACUUACUCACCCUGCCAACAUGAGAUUCAUGCAAUUCAGAGCCAAAGACUGCUACUCUCUUGCUCUCUCAAAACUGGAAAAGAAAGAACGGGAGAGAGGUUCUAAUUUGGCCUUUAUGUUUCGGCUACCUUUUGCGGCUGGCAGAGUGUUUAGCAUCAGUAUGUUGGACACACUUUUAUAUCAGUCUUUUGUGAAGGAUUACAUGAUUUCUAUCACCAGGCUUCUAUUGGGACUGGACACCAUCCCAGGAUCGGGGUUUCUUUGUUCUAUGAAAAUUACUGAAGAUGAUUUAUGGAUCAGGACUUAUGCCAGACUUUAUCAGAAGCUGUGUUCUUCUACGGGAGAUGUUCCUAUUGGAAUCUACAGGACUGAAUCCCAGAAACUUACCACAUCUGAGUCUCAAAUAUCUAUCACUGUAGAAGAGUGGGAAGACGCCAAAGACAGCAGAGACCAAGGUCCCCACCGCAGCAGCCACCGCAACUCAACCUCCAGCGACCAGUCAGACCACCCGCUGCUGCGCAGGAAGAGCAUGCAGUGGGCCCGGAGACUGAGCAGGAAAGGUGCAAAGCACACUGGGAAAACAGCUGAGAAAAUAACCCAGCAACGGCUGAACCUCUACCGGAGGUCAGAAAGACAAGAGCUUGCUGAACUUGUGAAAAAUAGAAUGAAACACUUGGGUCUUUCUACAGUGGGAUAUGAUGAAAUGAAUGAUCAUCAAAGCACUCUCUCCUACAUCCUGAUCAACCCAUCUCCAGACACCAGGAUAGAGCUGAAUGAUGUUGUGUAUUUAAUCCGACCGGAUCCACUGGUAUACCUUCCCAACAGCGAGCCCAGUCGGAAGAACAGCAUCUGCAAUGCCACAGGACAUGACUCCAAGGAAGAAACUCAGCUCUGACGCACAGAGACAUUGAGAUUCCUGCCAGGACCUUGCUCAGAACAGCUCUCGCUGUCGAACAAUUGUGCUGCUGACAAAACGCAAACUCGAUUGGAAUGUGUUCAUUAUCAUAUAUUAAACAGAAAGUUCUUACAAUGAUAGACU
Echinops telfairi (small Madagascar hedgehog) is the source of this 3514-nucleotide messenger RNA. It is a transcript of the gene KCNT2, whose product is annotated as potassium sodium-activated channel subfamily T member 2. The record is from RefSeq and is a predicted model, not a curated record. Lineage: Eukaryota; Metazoa; Chordata; Mammalia; Afrosoricida; Tenrecidae. The transcript has 28 exons. The coding region runs from base 41 to 3370 and encodes 1109 amino acids. Gene Ontology annotation, molecular function: intracellular sodium-activated potassium channel activity. Gene Ontology annotation, biological process: potassium ion transport. Gene Ontology annotation, cellular component: membrane.